AUGGCCGACGAAGCCGACGAGAUCAGGCGAUUGCAGGAGGCUCGCAAGGCCGCCACAGAGGGCAAGAUCGCCCUCGGCAAGGCCGGAGGCUACGACCAGGAUAUCUAUGGCGGCGCCAAGAGGAGCGACUACGUCCGCGAACUGCCCGUAGAUGUCGGCAGCUCCCGCGCCGGCGGACGCUCCGGCAACGGUUCGGACGACGACGACGGUGAUGACGACGACGAUGAUGAGGGAGGUCGCGGUGGAAGGCGUGCCAAUCCUCUGGACGCCUAUUCGGCGCCACAGCACCUGCUGCACGAGUUUGCCGACGACGACGAGGACCCGCUGCAGGGCCGCGCCGAGUCCCGGCAGACUGCGGCACGACAGAGCGACUACCACCUCCGCCGCUUCAACCGCGAUGUCAACGAGGAGGCGGCGUCCGACCCCUUUGCCAAGGAUGGCGGCGGCGAGGGCGGAUACAAGGAGGCGAUGCGGCGGGCGGAGCUCGAGCGGGAAGAGGAGCGGGUCAGGAGGAUCAUCGAGGCCAAGGAAAAGGAGGCCAAGGAGCAGCAGCAGAACGGCAAGGCGCUCGACGACGACGCCAAGCCCAUCGGCUCGGCCGCUCCCGAUGCGACGCCACGGGUGGCGAGGAAGCGCAGGUGGGACGUCGCCGCACCGGAAGCGGCGGGGACCACGGAGCAGUCCACCACCGCCGCCACCACCGCCACGCAGGCGGGGACAGAGGCGGAUGGAUGGACCGGCGAGGCGCCCGCCAAGAAGCGCAGGUCGCGCUGGGACGAGACGCCCGUCGCCGGCGGCGCUGCGCCUGGCGAGACACCGAAGCCCACCGACGGCCUGGCCAACGGUGCGGCCACCUCUGCGGCCGGAGGCGACGAUGGUGCACCGAGCAUGGUCGAAUUCAGGGACCCGAGGAACCGGUACAUGUCCGACGAGGAGCUCGACUCGAUCCUGCCGUCCGAGGGUUACAAGAUUGUCGAGCCGCCGGCCGACUACGCGCCCAUCCGGACGCCGGCGCGCAAGCUGAUGCAGACGCCCGCGCCCCUCGACGGCGGCGGCUUCACGAUGCAGGACGAGAACGCCGCCCGCGCCGGCCUCGAGGAGCUCAUCCCGGAGCUGCCCACCGACAUCCCGGGCGUGGGCCAGCUGGCCUUCUUCAAGUCCGAGGACCAGACGUUCUUCAAAAAGAUCCUGCACGAGGAGGACGAGGCGACGCUGUCGAGCGACGAGGUCAAGGAGCGCAAGAUCAUGCGCCUGCUGCUGCGCAUCAAGAACGGCACGCCCUCGACGCGCAAGACGGCGCUGCGCACCAUCACCGACCGCGCGCGCGAGUUUGGCGCCGGCCCGCUGUUUGACAAGAUCCUGCCGCUGCUCAUGGAGCGCACCCUCGAGGACCAGGAGCGCCACCUGCUCGUCAAGGUCAUUGACCGCAUCCUGUACAAGCUCGACGACCUGGUGCGCCCCUAUGUCCACCGGAUCCUCGUCGUCAUCGAGCCUCUGCUGAUCGACGAGGACUACUACGCCCGCGUCGAGGGCCGCGAGAUUAUCAGCAACCUGUCCAAGGCCGCCGGCCUGGCCCACAUGAUCAGCACGAUGCGCCCCGACAUUGACCACGUCGACGAGUACGUCCGCAACACGACGGCGCGCGCCUUUUCGGUCGUCGCGUCGGCGCUCGGCAUCCCGGCGCUGCUGCCGUUCCUCAAGGCCGUGUGCCGCUCCAAGAAGAGCUGGCAGGCGCGGCACACGGGCAUCCGGAUCGUGCAGCAGAUUGCCAUCAUGAUGGGCUGCGCGGUGCUGCCGCACCUCAAGAGCCUGGUCGACUGCGUCGAGAGGGGGCUCGAGGACGAGCAGCAAAAGGUCAAGACGAUGACGGCGCUGGCGCUGGCGGCGCUCGCCGAGGCGGCGGCGCCCUACGGCAUCGAGAGCUUCGAAAACGUGCUCAAGCCCCUGUGGCUCGGCAUCCGCCAGCACCGCGGCAAGGGCCUGGCGGCGUUCCUCAAGGCCAUCGGCUUCAUCAUCCCGCUGAUGGACUCGGACAGCACGCUCUACUUUGUCAAGGAGGUGACGCCGACGCUGAUCCGCGAGUUCCAGAGCGCCGACGAGGAGAUGAAGAAGAUUGUGCUCAAGGUGGUGAAGCAGUGCGCCGCCACCGAGGGCGUGACGGGCGCGUUCCUGCGCGACGAGAUGCUGCCCGAGUACUUCAAAAACUUCUGGGUGCGGCGGAUGGCGCUGGACCGGCGCAACUACCGCCAGGUGGUCGAGACGACCGUCGAGCUGGCGCAGAAGACGGGCGUGGCCGAGAUUGUGGGGCGGAUCGUCAACGAGCUCAAGGACGAGAGCGAGCCCUUCCGCAAGAUGGUCAUGGAGACGAUCCAAAAGGUGGUGGCCAGCCUGGGCGCGGCCGACAUCGACGAGCGGCUCGAGGUGCAGCUGAUCGACGGGCUGAUCUACGCGUUCCAGGAGCAGACGGUCGAGGACCAGGUGAUGCUCGACGGCGUCGGCACCGUCGUCAACGCGCUGGGCAUGCGCGUCAAGCCGUACCUGACCCAGAUUGUGUCGACGAUCCUGUGGCGCCUCAACAACAAGAACGCCAAGACGCGGCAGCAGGCGGCCGACCUGACGACGAAGCUGGCCGUCGUCAUCAAGCAGUGCGGCGAGGACGCGCUGCUGUCCAAGCUGGGCGUGGUGCUGUUUGAGCAGCUGGGCGAGGAGUUCCCCGAGGCGCUGGCGGCCAUCAUCAGCGCCGAGACGGCCAUCGCCAACGUGGUCGGCAUGACGGCCAUGAGCCCGCCGAUCAAGGACCUGCUGCCGCGGAUGACGCCCAUCCUGCGCAACCGGCACGAAAAGGUGCAGGAGGCGAGCAUCAACCUCAUCGGGCGGAUCGCCGACAACGGGAGCGAGUUUGUCAGCCCGCGCGAGUGGAUGCGCAUCUGCUUUGAGCUGCUCGACCUGCUCAAGGCGCACAAGAAGGCCAUCCGGCGGGCGGCCGUCAACAGCUUUGGCUACAUUGCGCGCGCCAUUGGGCCGUCGGACGUGCUCCAGGUGCUGCUGACCAACCUGCGCGUCCAGGAGCGCCAGUCGCGCGUGUGCUCGACGGUGGCCAUCGCCAUUGUGGCCGAGACGUGCGGGCCGUUUACGACGCUGCCGGCCAUCCUCAACGAGUACCGCACGCCGGAGCUCAACGUGCGCAACGGCUGCCUCAAGGCGCUCAGCUGGGUCUUCGAGUACAUUGGCGAGAUGAGCAAGGACUACGUGUACAGCGUCAUUGGGUGCCUCGACGACGCGCUGACCGACCGGGACCAGGUGCACCGGCAGACGGCGGCGAGCAUCGUCAAGCACCUUGCGCUGGGCACGGCCGGGCUGGGCCACGAGGAGAGCAUGCAGCACCUGCUCAACCUGGUGUGGCCCAACAUCUUUGAGACCAGCCCGCACGUGCUGGGCUCGGUCAUGUCGGCGAUUGAGAGCCUCGAGGUGGCGCUGGGCCCCGGGGUGCUGCUCCACCACACGCUCCAGGGCCUCUUCCACCCGGCGCGCAAGGUGCGCGAGGUCUACGUGCGCCUCUACAACACGACCUACCUGCGCUCCCAGGACGCCCUCGUCGCCUUCUACCCGGACCUCUCGGAGUUUUCAGACGACCGCAACGACUACCGCCGCCACGAGCUCUACACGUUCAUCUGA
Pseudozyma flocculosa PF-1 is the source of this 3675-nucleotide messenger RNA. RefSeq lists its product as uncharacterized. Lineage: Eukaryota; Fungi; Basidiomycota; Ustilaginomycetes; Ustilaginales; Ustilaginaceae. The record is from RefSeq and is a predicted model, not a curated record. Gene Ontology annotation, molecular function: mRNA binding. Gene Ontology annotation, biological process: spliceosomal complex assembly. Bases 1 to 3675 code for a protein of 1224 amino acids. Gene Ontology annotation, cellular component: catalytic step 2 spliceosome; U2-type prespliceosome; U2 snRNP. The transcript is spliced from 2 exons.